Messenger RNA from Salvelinus namaycush (lake trout), 1638 nucleotides. RefSeq names its product transmembrane protein 165-like. Gene Ontology annotation, molecular function: calcium ion transmembrane transporter activity; manganese ion transmembrane transporter activity. The coding region runs from base 214 to 1131 and encodes 305 amino acids. The transcript has 6 exons. Gene Ontology annotation, cellular component: Golgi apparatus. NCBI's taxonomy places the organism in Eukaryota, Metazoa, Chordata, Actinopteri, Salmoniformes, Salmonidae. The record is from RefSeq and is a predicted model, not a curated record. Gene Ontology annotation, biological process: Golgi calcium ion transport; calcium ion transmembrane transport; Golgi calcium ion homeostasis.
GUAACAACUUCACAUCCCGUAUGAGUUCGAUCAGUCAGUGAGGGACAGAUUGCCUUCUCUACUAGCUAGCUAUGUAGUUAGGCCGUUUACAGCUAAUUAUACCGAGUGAUUCAUGCAGUCAGGGGGCAGUAAUUUUGAUAAUUUAACACAUAGCUACGCUACUACAAAUUGCCCUUAUUAUCCGCUUUUUAACAAUCUGCACGCUUCGCUGAAAUGCUUCUGGCCGGCGUAAGGGAUGGAAGGGCUAACAGAAGUGUGAUAUGUGUCCUGCUGCCCAUGGCUGUCGCGGUGUUGCUGUCGGUCAGAGUUGCUGGGAUCCAGGAGGAACACAAACAUGUCCAAGAACAAACGCCACAAGAGAAAGCACCUACUGCUCACGCCAUUGGCCCCGAGGUCAGUGGAAAUGACUCCAGCAAAUCCGAGAACCUGGGCUUCAUCCAUGCCUUUGUAGCUGCCAUCUCUGUCAUCAUUGUCUCUGAGCUGGGAGACAAGACUUUCUUCAUCGCUGCCAUCAUGGCAAUGCGCUACAACCGCCUCACCGUGCUGUUGGGGGCAAUACUAGCCCUUGGCUUUAUGACCUGCAUCUCAGUGAUGUUUGGCUAUGCCACCACCAUCAUCCCCAGGAUCUACACAUACUACGUGUCUACGGCUCUGUUCGCCAUCUUUGGUGUGCGCAUGCUGAGAGAGGGGCUGAAGAUGAGUCCAGACGAGGGCCAGGAGGAGCUGGAGGAGGUGCAGGCUGAUAUUAAAAAGAAGGAUGAGGAGCUGCAGAUGUCUAAGCUGCUAAAUGGGGCUGCAGAUGUGGAGUCGGGCUCAGGAUCAAGCCAUCCUCAGAGGAAGUGGCACAGCUUCAUCUCGCCUGUGUUCAUCCAGGCCUUCACCCUCACCUUCCUGGCAGAGUGGGGUGAUCGCUCUCAGCUCACCACCAUCAUCCUGGGUGCCCAGGAGGAUCCUUUUGGAGUGGCGGUGGGUGGUACUCUGGGACACUGUCUGUGCACAGGACUGGCUGUGGUUGGAGGAAGGAUGAUUGCACAGAAGAUUUCUGUCAGAACUGUUACAAUCAUUGGUGGGAUCAUGUUCCUGGCCUUUGCCUUCUCUGCCCUCUUCAUCAAACCGGAUGCUGGAUUCUAAUUGGAGGGAAGACUUUCAGGCAAAUUUUGUACAUAUCUGUAAAGCUCAACUAUGUUUAUUUAGUGUGUGUGUGUGUGUGUGGUUGAGAGGGAGAAAUAUGGAGAAUAUUCUCUAAUGGGACUGAGCGAGUGUGUGUGUGAUUUCUGUUCUCUAGUCUUGCUAAGUCUGUGAUCCCUCACCGGUCUGAGUCCUGUGGCCUACACCAAGAACAAGACUUACCUCUCCCUCACACUCAGGCCCGUCAGUACUGAGCUUGGGUCUGUUUAUUCAUUAAUUCCCCAUCCUUAUUAUUAUAUUAUGCUUUAAAGUCCUACUCCAGUCUAAUUUUCACCUCAUUUAACACCUGAUUUACGUAACGGGGGGCGCUUUCCUCUUUUGUUCUCUAUUGCGCCAGUAUUGUUCCUCAAGCAAGCCGGGAGGUCAAUGACAUCAUAGGGCACCAUCAGACCAACUCAUCAAAAGCCCUACUCCUUGAAGUUUGCAGUUGUCCCCCCCCCCCCCCCCCCC